Cercospora beticola is the source of this 2233-nucleotide messenger RNA. It is a transcript of the gene SEC65, whose product is annotated as RNA-binding signal recognition particle subunit SEC65. Gene Ontology annotation, cellular component: signal recognition particle, endoplasmic reticulum targeting. The record is from RefSeq and is a predicted model, not a curated record. Gene Ontology annotation, biological process: SRP-dependent cotranslational protein targeting to membrane; SRP-dependent cotranslational protein targeting to membrane, signal sequence recognition. NCBI's taxonomy places the organism in Eukaryota, Fungi, Ascomycota, Dothideomycetes, Mycosphaerellales, Mycosphaerellaceae. Gene Ontology annotation, molecular function: 7S RNA binding.
CACCCCACAUAUACUCGCAUUGACUUGUCCUACCAACACCACCACUCGACAUACCACCUGCCCACCACCGACGCAUUCCCCAUACUCCGCCCAAAAUGUCCAACCCACGAAUCGAAGAAGUCGACGAUGACGAAAUCGCCGACGACCCCGAGGAAAUGGACCUCGACGCCUUCGAUUUCGCUCGCCCACAAGGCAAAUCCCUCGGCGGCGCAGCCCCAGUAGACGACAGCGACGGCGAUGAAGUCCCCUCCCAAAUGACCCCUCAAACCCUCCAAGCCCUCCUCUCUGGCCAAUCUGGACAGCAACAAGCCCCACAAUCCGCCGCCGACCGCGAACGCCUCCAACGCGCCCAACAAGACCGUAUAAAAAACUACCAAUGCAUAUAUCCUGUCUACUUCGACGCUUCACGCACACGAGCUCAAGGGCGAAGAGUUUCGAAAGAAGAUGCGGUGCAGAAUCCGCUGGCGAGGGAGAUUGUGGAGGCGUUGGCGUCGAUUGGGAAUGAGAAGGGUGCGGCGCUGCAGAUUGCUUUGGAUCCUAUGAAGACGCAUCCGAAGGAUUGGGCGAAUCCGGGGAGGGUGAAGGUUGAGGUUAAGAAGGAGGGGAAGAAAGUUUGGGAUGGGGUGGAGAAUAAACACCAUCUCUACAAGCUCAUUUCGGCGUACCUCAAAUCACACCCCGCGGACGAGAAGACGCCACUGAAGAUGCAAGUUCCUGGGCUGCCAAUGCCGAAAGACGGCAAGCCGAUUCCUCCUGCGAUACCACGCGGCAUGAAGAUCAACUCGAUCCUCCCGCUUCACUCACCCGCAUUGUCGGGUGGUGGCGUGAGCGAGAACAUGAUGUCAGACAUGAUGCAGCAGAUGGGUGGACAAUUACCUGCGGGUAUGCAAGGAUUAAUGGGAGGAGGCGAUGCUGGACCCUCGCAGCCGCAAAAGCCGAAGAAGAUCAAGGUCAUGCAGAAAAGGUGAUUGUUCAUGGUUGAUUGUCCGGCCUGCGUCUCAGCAGUUCUUCAUGAGUCUUGCAAGACCUCGAACUGGAUGCGGUUCCGCUCGUCAGCGUCAACGUGCAGCAUCCCCAUCUCCACGGUGCAUAUACGAUGUGCAUGUCAGCACUCCGGCUCGCUAGUCCGGACAUUCGAAUGACUCCGAUGCGACACACCAUGGCUUCACCGAUCCAUUGCCAUUCGGAGUUGUCACCGUACCGCCAUCAAGCCCUUCCAUACACGGCACGGGACCCAACAAGGUGGAUCGCUGGUGCUCGCAUUGCUGCAACUCGCAUUCGGAGAUUCGUCCGACUUCAGACGGCGUUUCAUUACUGCCAUGCGCAAAAGGACCGAGUUACUCGUGCAGGGCAGGCGACCUUGAGAGCGAUUGCAAGGAAGAUGAGUAUUUGAUCACUUCACUUCCGAGAUGUUCUCGUUGGUGCGUAGGGCGAUCCGCAUGCAAUGGCGCAAUUUGUUGCAUGGUCGGAGAGUCGCAAGCAUGAGAAUCCUCAGGCAGCAAAUCUGCAGCUGCUGAAGAAGCCGUCUGUGCGGAGACAAUAACAGAGUUACCUAGUCUACGGCUACGGGACAGCCACACCUAGAUCGACAGAACUACAGCAGCAUACAACGGCAGAUCUUAUUAUUGCCGACAACGCAUCGGCACGGUACAGCUUCUUUCACUGUUCGUUCCCCUCGUCACACUUCCAAAGGCUGAAAACUCUCCUGUCCAGGAUGCCUCGUGAUACGUGUUCGCACGUUCUUUUUACCCGUGCAGAUGCAAGUAGGCCAAGCAUACAGCGCCGGGUCUACUAGCUGCAGCAUCUUUGGUGCUAUUGGGCUGACGAGUUUCCAGUCCCAGCGUCAUAUUUUUCUGCUAAGCGCGUCAUAUACCUCUACACAGCUAAGCGCUUUCUUCAGCGCUCUGCAUUCCUAUUCAUUUAGGUUCUAGACGGGGCUGGACAAGAAAGCCGUGUUCUUGACCGCUUGCCAAGGCUGUCACGUUGGUUGAUGCCGAGCACGGAUAUGCGGCGCCGUCGAACGCUGAUCAGCGCCACUCUGUUCGAUAUCGCUCGUUAUACAGAUGUGUUGACGCUUAGAUGCAAGCAUCAAUUUUAGACCAAAGGCAAGAAAGAGAUACUUGGGCAGCAAGGCGAAGAUACAUCGUCGCGGAAAGUAUUGAAAAGCCGGUUGCGGGAAGCGUUUGAAAUCCCACGCACAAGACAUCCAGAUAGUCUCCCUUUCGGUGUUGAC